This is a messenger RNA of Paramuricea clavata, 368 nucleotides long. NCBI's taxonomy places the organism in Eukaryota, Metazoa, Cnidaria, Anthozoa, Malacalcyonacea, Plexauridae. The record is from the annotation of a GenBank genome assembly.
AUGAAAGUACUCGACUAUAUCCUAGCUAUGACCAAAUCGAUGUCUAACGACAAAGUCGUUUUGGUCUCAAACUACACACAAACAUUGGACCUAUUCGAGAAACUCUGUCGGUUAAGGAGAUACCAGUUUGUUCGCUUGGAUGGCUCGAUGACUAUCAGAAAACGGCAGAAAAUCGUGGACCGUUUCAACGACCCUAGCGGAGGCGAUUUUAUUUUUAUGUUAAGUAGCAAAGCCGGGGGUUGUGGCUUGAAUCUCAUUGGUGCAAAUCGAUUAGUGAUGUAUGAUCCUGACUGGAAUCCGGCCAAUGACGAGCAAGCGAUGGCCAGGGUCUGGAGGGACGGACAGAAGAAGAAAGUUUAUAUCUACAG